AUGGCAAACAACGAAACAUAUACGGCGGACGACCAGUUUGAUUGUCACUUGACACCGGUUAGAGUCCCGCUGUUAGAUUCACCGGCCGGCGAUAUUGGUUUUGCUCCGGAGGAGGCAGCCGAAAGCAUGACUGUAGUUUCUACAGCCCUGGCCAAAACCGAUGGCGACGGGUUAGAGCCAGCUGUAACUGAACAGUUUGAUUGUCACUUGACACCGGUUAGAGUUCCGUUGUUAGAUUCACCGGUCGACGAUAUUGGUUUUAUUUCGGAGGAGGCAGCCGAAAGCAUGACUGUAGUUUCUACAGCCCUGGCCAAAACCGAUGGCGACGGGUUAGAGCCAGCUGUAACUGAACAGUUUGAUUGUCACUUGACACCGGUUAGAGUCCCGCUGUUAGAUUCACCGGCCGGCGAUAUUGGUUUUGCUCCGGAGGAGGCAGCCGAAAGCAUGACUGUAGUUUCUACAGCCCUGGCCAAAACCGAUGGUGAAGGGUUAGAGCCAGCUGUUGGCGACCUGCAGUCACAUCUUAAUUGGUUGACGGAAUAUCACUUCACGCGUGAAACUUAG
This is a messenger RNA of Macrosiphum euphorbiae (potato aphid), 564 nucleotides long. Lineage: Eukaryota; Metazoa; Arthropoda; Insecta; Hemiptera; Aphididae. The record is from the annotation of a GenBank genome assembly.